AGUAGCCGGUGUGGGAGAGCCUCGCUCCAUCCAUUACGACUGUACCGUGGCUAUGCCACCCCCUCGGGAGAAGAGUCUGGUGUUUCUGUAGGCAAAAUCGUGGGUGCAGGUGUCCUGUUUGUGGGUGGAGGAGUAGGUGGAACCGUCCUGUACGCCAGCUAUGAUACACAGUUCCGGGAGAGCGUGGAGAAGGCUGUUCCCUACUCUGAUAAACUCUUUGAGAUGGCACUGGGUCCUGCACCUUAUACUGUACCAGUGCCAAAGAAACCAAUACAGCAAGGUCCACUGAAGAUCUCAUCUGUAGCAGAAGUAAUGAAGGAGUCUAAACAGCCUGCUACCAAAUCCCAGAUGAGCAAAACAGAAACUGUUGCUCCUUCAGAGGAAAAAGAAGCAGGCAAGGCUGCGGCACAGAUCAUCUCUGCAACAGGUGUAGCCAUGUCGGUGCCAGCUCCGGGGAUCCAGACUGAAGAAGGUAAAGAACAUGAAGAUUCCCACGCUAUAAAAGAACGGUCACCAGAAGAAGUUGCAGCCCGGCUUGCCCAGCAAGACAAAGAGGAGCAAGAGAAGAUAUCAGCCCUUGCAGGGACUCUAGAAGCAGCCCUAAGCACAACAGCUCGUAUAACCCUCCAGGCGAUUACUGCCCAGGAGUCCGCUGUGCAAGCUGUGAACGCCCACUCCCAAAUACUGAAGGAGGCCAUGGACAAUUCUGAGGCUGGUGGGGAGAAAAAAUCAUCUCAGUGGCGUACUCUGGAGGAAGCGCUGAAGGAUCGGAGGAGAGCAGUGGAUGAAGCCGCUGAUGCCCUUCUGAAAGCCAAAGAAGAGUUGGAGAAGAUGAAGGGCGUAAUCGAGAACGCCAAGAAGUCUCAGAUCGCAGGAGCCAAAUCUCACAUAACUGCUGCAGAAGAAAAUCUUCAUCACAUGAUAGUUGACUUGGACAAUGUUGUGAAAAAG
Messenger RNA from Antrostomus carolinensis (chuck-will's-widow), 951 nucleotides. RefSeq names its product MICOS complex subunit MIC60-like. The annotation marks the transcript as partial. The transcript is spliced from 8 exons. The record is from RefSeq and is a predicted model, not a curated record. Gene Ontology annotation, biological process: cristae formation. Gene Ontology annotation, cellular component: MICOS complex. Lineage: Eukaryota; Metazoa; Chordata; Aves; Caprimulgiformes; Caprimulgidae.